Paramecium pentaurelia is the source of this 830-nucleotide messenger RNA. NCBI's taxonomy places the organism in Eukaryota, Ciliophora, Oligohymenophorea, Peniculida, Parameciidae. The record is from the annotation of a GenBank genome assembly.
AAUGGACGCCACAGGUGACUUACCUCCAUGGAAAUUUAUUUAUUUAGAGGUUUCAAUGUUGUUACCAUCAGUUGUAACUGGUGUGCUAUUUUGGAAAUACGGGUAUCCUAUGAUAGCUUUAUUAACGAUUUUACUAUUCUGUUAUCUAAUUGUACCAGGAUUGUUAUUAUAGUAAUUUAUUUAAAUUAUCAAUUAGUCUUGAUAAGGUCUCUACUCAUGUUACCAGAUUAUCAUCUAGCUUUGCUAAUAUUGCUAUAGAAAAGAGCGAGUAAAUAAAUAAGGGUCUGGUUUGGUUUGCUGUUUGUUUAACAAUUUCCUUUUUGGCAUUCUUCAUUUCACUCAGUUAUGUUCCCUUCUGGUCAUUUCAUAGAAUCAAUUUCUUUUAUAUGGCAAAUACUGAAAUUAUUGUGGUAGAGAUUAUAUAUAUGGUUAGAUUUCAGUGUUAAUGCUUUUUUUAGAUCCAUUUUUAGAAGAAUUCUUUUGGAGAGUAUUCUUAUAGAGUGGUUUAUCAGGAGGAUUAACAUACUCUAAUCCUAAAGAAUGGAUUAUCUGGAUAGUUGCUAUUCAUUAUGGAUUAUUAUAUGUAUUCAUUUUUGCAGUUGUUACAAGGUAAUUUCAUAUAAUAUAAUUAUAUAGUAAAUUCAUUUAUGCCAUAUUCUGUGCUAUACCUUUCGUAAUUUUCAGUAGAAAAUUUUCAUUUAUUCGUGACUCUGGUGUAUUAACAGCUAUUUUGGGACAUACAGGAUUUAAUCUUGGAUUUGUAAUUGUAUUAAAUUUAUGGUAUUGGAAUUAAUGGGAAGUUCAUGGAUGGAAACCAUUUGAUUUUUGAU